This is a messenger RNA of Neurospora crassa OR74A, 2058 nucleotides long. RefSeq lists its product as hypothetical. Gene Ontology annotation, biological process: transmembrane transport. The transcript is spliced from 2 exons. NCBI's taxonomy places the organism in Eukaryota, Fungi, Ascomycota, Sordariomycetes, Sordariales, Sordariaceae. Gene Ontology annotation, cellular component: membrane. Bases 1 to 2058 code for a protein of 685 amino acids. Gene Ontology annotation, molecular function: transmembrane transporter activity. The record is from RefSeq and is a predicted model, not a curated record.
AUGGCUCAAAGAAAACAUGAAACCAUCGUCCCGUCGGCCAAGAUCCCGCCACCACAGAGAAAGCGCACUGGACUGAGCCUCGUCCACGAGGUCGUGCUCGUCUUUGUUCUAUGUCUCGCUCAGUUCCUCUCCCUGGCUGCAAUGAACCAGACUGUUGCUCCUAUGCUCAUACUUGCCAAGUACUUUGACAUCCAUGACUACGGGAACCUCAGCUGGUUCUCGGCAGCUUAUAGCAUGACUGUCGGGACUUUUAUACUUCCUUCUGGGCGACUCGGUGACAUACACGGCCACAAGCUCAUCGCGAUGAUAGGCUGGGCCUGGUUCAGUCUCUGGUCUCUAGUCUGCGGCUCAUGCGGCCCUACCAAUCUAAUAUGGUUCAGUGCUUGCCGAGCUUUUCAGGGUAUGGGUCCAGCACUGAUCAUUCCCAACGCUUUAGCCAUCAUCGGACGGACGUUCUCCAUCGGACUGAAACGGAACCUCGCUUUUGCUUGCUUUGGAGCAGCAGGGCCAACGGGAGCCGCGGCGGGCGCCAUUCUCUCCUCGCUUGUAGCCGAGAAACUCUCGUGGCACUGGUGCUUCUGGUUCCUGUCCAUGACCUGCGCCGUGUUGGUCAUGAUGUCGUGGUUCAUCAUUCCUCUGCCUUCUUCCGAGUCCCCUUCUGCCCGCAGCAGUGCAGAACUGACCACCUCCAUGGUGGCGGGGCGAGACCUUGAUCACAACACCAAGGCAGAAACCGAAGGCAGUCAGCAACAACAAGAGCCCACCUUCGACACACUCGGUGCCAUCACCGGUGUCACCGGCCUAGUCUUGGUCAACCUCGCCCUGAACCAAGCCCCUCUCGUCGGCUGGCACAUUCCAUACAUCCGCGCCCUCCUCGUCCUCGGCCUUCUCUCCCUCCUCGCUUUCGUCUGCGUCGAGCGGCGCUUCGCCACUCACCCCAUCGUCCCCCUCCGCGGCGGCAGCGGUCUCCAGCCCCACGCCGCCUUCGUCCUCGCCAUCGUCUUCACCGGCUGGUCCUCCCACGGCAUCUGGGUAUAUUACCUCUACAUCUUUCUCGAGCACUUGCGCGGGCACUCGGCCCUCUUCACCUCGUUCGAAACCUCCCCCGUCGCAGGCACAGGGAUCUUCUUUGCCUUGUUGACCGUCUACCUCUUACGGCGCGGCGUGUCCGUUUCGCUCAUCAUGUUUAUCGCCAUGUUCUUUUUCUUUCUGGGGACCUUACUCUUAGCGCUGACUCCACUGCACCAGACCUACUGGGCCAAUACCUUUGUCGCCGUGUUGCUCAUGCCGGGCGCUAUGAACUUGAGUUUUCCAGCGGCGACUAUCUUGUUGAGCGAACAGCUGCCGAGGGAGAAACAGGGGAUGGCGGCGAGUCUGGUGGCUACCGUGGUCAAUUAUAGUAUUAGCUGCGGGUUGGGGCUGGCGGGGAGUAUCCAUAAGCAUGCGCUGGUGAAGGCCGGGGAUCGCGCGGGGCUGGAGAGAAGCGGGAGGAAACCCGGGCCGGCACUGAGCCAGACGAGUGAGGUGUUGGUGGGCGUCAGGCUGGAGGGGAUGAGGAUGGCGGUUUGGUUGGGGGUGGCGUUGGCGGGGUUUGGGGUGGUGAUUGCCGGGGGGGUUUGGGGGGUGCAGCUGUUGGUGGCGAGGCACAGGAGGAGGAGGAGAAGCAGGGGGAAAAAGAUAAAGGAUCGUGGAGAAGGAGGGGACAAGGAACAGAAAAAAGGACAGCAGAAGGAAUUAGAAACGGCAAGUCAGGAUCUGGAGGUGGGAGUGGUGCACACCACGCGGGCAGGUGGAAGCACAAAAAGUGGAAGUAAGAAGAAGAAGCUGUCGCGGAAGGGGUCGGCGGCGACUACGGUGAGGACCAAGAAUGAGGGCUCUGGGGCGGUGGCGGAGGGAGAGAAGGGGAGAAGUACGAUGCGGGUUCAUGAGGAGGUGAAGAGUGUUUUGAAGACUGUGGACUUGGGGUUUCAGCCGCCGACGGGGGAAGCUGUGAGAAAGAAGAGCGGAAGAAGACAUGGAAACUCGACGCGAUCGACAGGGAGGAAUCAAAAUGGAUGA